This is a messenger RNA of Colletotrichum higginsianum IMI 349063, 4701 nucleotides long. Its product is annotated as nod factor export ATP-binding protein I. The record is from RefSeq and is a predicted model, not a curated record. The transcript is spliced from 9 exons. NCBI's taxonomy places the organism in Eukaryota, Fungi, Ascomycota, Sordariomycetes, Glomerellales, Glomerellaceae. Gene Ontology annotation, molecular function: ATP hydrolysis activity; ATP binding; lipid carrier activity. Gene Ontology annotation, cellular component: membrane; intracellular membrane-bounded organelle. Bases 1 to 4701 code for a protein of 1566 amino acids. Gene Ontology annotation, biological process: lipid transport; transmembrane transport.
AUGAGACGGGCUUCUGGUUUGCCCCUUUUUGGGGGGCAACUUCGGGCGUUAGCUUGGAAGACGCUUCUCGUCGCCGUCAUCAGACAUCCGAUCUCCUUCAUCAUCAAAGCUUACCUACUUCCGAUAGUCAUCGUGGCCGUUCUACUCAACAUACCAAAAUUUGCGACCAACAGUAACGUCAAUGGUGUAGGAUCGCCGAUCCCACUGCCCAGUCUUGCCGAAACCAUCACCAAGAAACCCCUAUACAUCGUAAAGACUCCGCACCUAGGGCCCGAUGUGGACGAGGUCAUCACCAAAAUCAUACAACCCCUACGGCCAGAGACUGUACGAUAUCUAGACGACGAACGAGAUCUAUUGGCCGAAUGUCUCGCCAACCUUCGGGGCAUCAGCAGCUGCCACGCUUCCAUCACCUUCACAGACUCGCCGCAGACGACCUCUUUCGACACUAUUGACAGUGACCAUCACUGGAACUACACCAUUCGAGCGGACCCGGCAAGGCAAGGAGUUCCAUACAAUGUGCUUGAGCAUAACGGCGACCUUGAGAGGCUCCUCCUGCCUCUGCAGGUUGCCGUGGAGAACGCCAUGACGAACUCAACUACCAACCCCGCCACCUUGCUCUUCACGAGUAAGACUCAGAAGGAGUGGGACGAAACCAUACGGUCAAGUUCACAAGAGCUCAUCGCCAACAUGUACGGCUUUGCCUUCUUUCUUGGCUUCAUUCAGCAGCUUUUCCAUCUCACCAGGUUGAUAACUCAAGAGCGCGAGGCAGGCAUGUCACAACUCGUCGAUUCCAUGGGCGGCAACUCUACGGCUCGCGUGUUGUCGUAUCUUGCAGUCUUCAACGUUAUCUACUUUCCCUUGUGGGUUGUUCUUGGCGCCUUACACUGGAACUCCCUCUGGCCAAAGAGCAACCCAUCUAUCCCCAUCAUUUGGCAAGUCCUCCUCGGUCUAGCUGUAAACAGUUCAACCGUCUUUGCGGCAUCUUUCUUCCGCAAAGCCCGUACCGCGCCUGUCUACGUCUCUGGUGCCUUUCUGAUUCUGUCCAUCGGCGCUUUGUUGACUGGGCUCGAAGAGGUCUCAACUGCGACAGUUGCAGCCAUGUCACUCUUCUUCCCGAGUUCCAAUCACUUCUUCUUCGUUCAGUUCAUGUCAUACUGGGAAUACAACCUGCAACCGGCAAUAUUGGGUGACAUACCUCCCCCAGCAUUCUCGGCGCAAAGGAAACUUCUUGUUACUGGAAGCACGCUUUUGUCGUUCUUGGUCGUGGCUAUUGUGGGCUACCCUCCGCUGGCCAUAUUGACAGAAAAGAUCAUGUAUGGUACUGUAUUUAAGAGUCGAACGUUUAAUGGGGAAAGCCGAAGCGCAGACUCAAUUGCGGUUGAAGCCAUAGAUCUCCGGAAAACCUUCAAGCCUUCUCUCGCUGGAAGGAUAUUUUGCUGCGGGAGGCAGAAACCUGUGAGUGCCGUCGACGGCGUCAGUCUUCGGGGGCAUAGAGGUCAAAUUCUCUGUCUUGUCGGUCAGAAUGGUUCCGGAAAAACGACUACUUUGAAGAUGAUGGCAGGUCUUCUGACGCCGACCGAUGGCACAGUCGCCAUCAGCGCAGCCCCAUCACAGCUAGGCAUCUGUCCUCAGAGAAACACUUUUUGGCCUGAACUAACAGUAGAAGAGCAUAUGUGUAUCUGGAAUCUGAUCAAAGGUGACAAGGACAACCUCGAAAGUAUGAAGCGGCUCAUCGCUGGCUGCGAUCUGUCCCACAAGACAAAAAGCCCUGCCAGCACUCUCAGUGGCGGACAAAUGAGAAAACUCCAGUUGGCUUGCAUGUUUGUCGGAGGCUCUUCGGUCUGCCUGAUCGACGAAUGUACUUCAGGAUUGGAUCCCCUUUCCAGGAGAGUAAUUUGGGAAAUUCUUCUGGAGCAGCGAAGUCGGCGAAGCAUCAUCUUGACAACGCAUUUCUUGGACGAGGUUGAGGUUCUUGCCGACCAUAUGGUGAUCCUGUCCAACGGCAAAGUCAAGUGUCAAGGCCCAAUUACGGCUUUGAAACAACUUCACGGCGGGGGAUACAAGGUUUCUGUGUCAUAUAAGGGAGGUCCGGUCUACCGACAAUACCCACACACCAUCCAUCAAGACCAACUUGUAUACAAAACUCCCGACUCUGCCUCUGCUGGCCGACUGGCUACAAAGCUGGCCGCCAACGGUGUUCCCGAUGUCUCUAUCGUAGGCCCACAGGUUGAGGACGUUUUUCUGCGCGUAACAGACGACCUAGCAUUGGUCACCAACACCGACUUGAUGUCCCCUAGUACGAACUUCGGUUUAGGGCUUGGGAAAACGACAUCCUUCUGGUCGCAGGUGAAGACUCUUCUCUGGAAGAGAAUCAUCGUGUUGAAAAGGUUUUGGUGGCCCUACAUAUACGUCCUGGGCCUCCCCAUCGUUGUCACCCCGUCCUUCUCCGAUAUGUUGAAGGGGUACAUAGCUCCGCUAUGUGAAGAUAUCCAGCCGACUUUGUACUCUGCACACGAGUUUUACGUAUCCUACGGGGGAGGCUAUAUGGUUGAAGGCGAGAUGCGCACUCAUCCCGGAUUGCUUCUCGGUGGACCUCCGUGGAUGAACGAAUCGUUGUACAGCCUGAUGAACAAGAACGGCUCAAUGGCCAGGUACUUCAACAUGUCUCAAUAUGCCGAAUGGGUCCGGCCUGUCGAGACCCUGGACGGGUUCACAAAUUACUUGAAAGAAAAUAAGGGGGAAGUACUACCGGGAGGCAUCUUCAUGGAAUCCAAAACGAGCAACCCGGUGAUUGCCUCGUUCGCUGAAUUUGGAGUCGUCGACGGCAUGACACUAUUCAACCUUUACAGCCAGAUUCGCAGCGACUCUCAGAUCACCGCGUCGUAUGGCCCCAUGGGUGAGACGCCUGCACGAUCAGCUAACUCCGGCAUGUUUUACGCAAUUUUUUUUUGCUUAAUGCAAGCGGUAUAUCCCGCAGCAUUCGCCUUGUAUCCCUCCGUUGAGAAGAGCCGAAAAGUGCGCUCGGUUGGAUACGCCAACGGAGUACGAAGAGCGCCUCUAUGGGUUGCGUACGCCUUGUUCGACUUUUUCUUCGUGGCUAUCAUCUCCAUCGCCAUCACCAGCCACCUCGGGACGAACAUGCCUCUUUGGACUGGUGGUGCAUGGGUGAUGCUGCCCAUUCUGGCCCUCUAUGGCCUAACGGGCAUUCUUUUCAGCUACAUCAUGUCUGUUCUGUGCAAGACCGGCCCGGGGGCGUUCCUUGCCAUAUCUUCUUCAAACGUGAUCAUGUUCACCAUCGUCGUCGUUGCGUUUGCAGCGCCGAACGCCUUUGUCGACGUCGCAGAAGUAGACGACGCAAUGAAAGCGACAACGUUUGCAUUGAACAUCUUCUUCCCUAUUGGCAACGUCUUCAAAUCAGUCGCCUUCGGGCUCAACGUUAUGGAAAUUAGUUGCGGAGGAGAUGCCAUCAUACCAGCUUCGUCAAUCCAUGCGUACGGUGGACCGGUUCUGUACCUGAUUGUUCAGGUUGCCACGCUGCUUGGUAUUCUCAUAUGGCUGGAAGGAUACCACCCCUCCUGCAAGGCUGGAGCGGUCAAGCAUAGCCCCAUGGAAGAAGACUCGGAGAAGUUGCCAAGCUACUCGAGUGACGACGUCAAGGUGGAGAAACUCCGAGUUGAAGAGACCACGGAAGAUCCUUUACGAACCCUGCACCUCACAAAGUCCUUUGAUCGGACUCUUGCCGUCGACGAUAUCUCCCUGGGUAUUGGCAAAAGUGAGGUGUUGGCAAUCAUCGGGCCCAAUGGUGCGGGAAAAUCGACACUGAUCAACUUGAUCCGAGGAGAUUUGAUACCGGACCAUGGCAAUGGAUAUCUCUGCGGACAUGAUGCCAACAGUGACUCUGCCCAGAAACAUCUUGGGGUCUGUGCCCAAUACGAUGCACUGGACUUGAUGAGCACCGAAGAGCAUCUGGACUUUUUCGCAAGGAUCAAGGGCGUCGAUGAUGUCCAGCAGAACGUCGACACAGUCAUGGCAAAGCUGGGCUUGACACAGUAUGCUACCCGAUCAGCCUCCAAGCUGUCUGGUGGCAACAAGCGCACACCUCCUGUCCUUGUCUUGGAUGAGCCGACGUCGGCCAUGGAUGCGGUGGCUAAGCGUGCAUUCUGGAAGAUCAUCCAGCAAAUUUCGCCGAAUCGUUCUGUCCUGCUCACUACGCACAGUAUGGAGGAGGCAGACACCCUCGCCCAUAGAGCUGCCGUCUUGUCGCGGCGGGUCCUCGCCAUCGGCACCACCAGGGCCCUGCGGCAGAGAUAUAGCAACUUAUACUACGUCCGAAUUCUCCUCAAGACAGCCCCACUGUCCACAUCCGAGGAGAUGGCCUCCAUUAGGGCAUGGGUGGAAGAUAGGGUACCUGGGACGACUAUGGAGCGAGAAGCACUUGGUGGCCAGAUUAGCUUCACUGUCCCGGGAUCUAGAAACCAGGACAUGGAGAAGACGGUGAAUGGACAGAACGCAACGAAAAGUGACAUUGGCACAAUUUUCGAUCUAAUUAGGUUGUUGGAAGAGUCGAAGAAGAACCGCGGUAUCGAGUACUACUCGAUUGGGGGAGCCACUUUGGAAAGGGUAUUCCUUAAUGUGGUGAAGGAGAACGGCAUCACCGCCGAUGAAGAUCAGAAAAUAAGGAAAAGGUGGUGGGGAUUCUGA